This is a messenger RNA of Canariomyces notabilis, 1080 nucleotides long. RefSeq lists its product as uncharacterized. Lineage: Eukaryota; Fungi; Ascomycota; Sordariomycetes; Sordariales; Chaetomiaceae. Bases 176 to 802 code for a protein of 208 amino acids. The record is from RefSeq and is a predicted model, not a curated record. The transcript has a single exon.
UUGACCGGUAGUUUUCGAAGACCUUGCGUAUCUGCUUGCUUGCUUGCUUGCUUGCUUGCUUGCUAGUCAUGGCUAAGUGUGUAUGUGCUGCUUCCUGUUGACCGCCGUGAUCAUGCCAUGUAGGAGUCAGGUUACUACCAAGCCACCAGACACAGGACAAUAACGAGUUUGCCUUAUGCCCAAGCCCAGUAAAUGCAUCUGCAUAACCGCUCCUUGCUUUAGGGAUGUAUGUACCGUCGAAAGGAAUGAGAAAUACGAAACCAACGCAUCCUGUCCUCCCUCCGCAAACGAUAAACCACCUCCAUCAUUCCAUAAACGCAAGCAUCAAACCCCUUCCCCGCCCCCUAUCCCUCCCCCCUUCAACACCAGCUCACUCCACAAGGCUGUCCCUCCCCUCACCUGCACCCUAUCCCAACCACCCCCAAUCCGAAUCCAGCACCUCAGUAUGAGUAACCCCACCCCACCACACCCUUCCCUAACUCAACCUCAACCCGCCCACCAACCCCGCACACCCAUCCUCAAGGAGCGAGCCUCAACGGCAGAGUCGACAUCUGAACCACAGGGAGGCACGGAACCAUGGCCGGGGCAGACGGCGGAGGCGGCGGCGGCUGCUGCUGGGCAACGAACGCAGUCAUCAAGGGGACACAAGCCGGAACCGGGACCGGGACCGAGCAAACGGGAAGCGCGGCGGGGGCGGCAUAGAAUAUUCCAGCGGCUGGAGCAGGCGCGGGAGCGGGCGGCUGUGGCUGUGGCUGCGGCGGCGGCGGCGGAGCGAAGUAUGUCACAUUGUUUUGCGGGAUGACGACCGGCGCUGGGAGGGCGAGAGGGGUUCCGGUUGGUGCCGGCUGCGCCGGGGCGGGGUCGGGGGGAGGUGGGAGGCUGUGGAGAUGAUGGUUCGUUAGCAACGUGCUCGAGAUAUUAGUGCGAGAUGGUGCAAAAGACAGAGGGCAUGGCAGAGGGCGGGUUCUGUCAUGGUUCGGAAUGGGAAGGAGGACGCGGAGGAGGAGGAAAGGUGCCGGAACGCAGAAUUACCCGGCAUAUGUGGUUAACUGGGGCUGGAUUAUGUACCCUGGAGCGGCC